This is a messenger RNA of Daldinia childiae, 1062 nucleotides long. RefSeq lists its product as uncharacterized. The record is from RefSeq and is a predicted model, not a curated record. The transcript has a single exon. NCBI's taxonomy places the organism in Eukaryota, Fungi, Ascomycota, Sordariomycetes, Xylariales, Hypoxylaceae. The coding region runs from base 1 to 1062 and encodes 353 amino acids.
AUGACUUCGAUGCGUCACCUCCAUCUUGAUCCGUUGAAAAGACAACCCUUGCUCAAAGAUCAAACGACCCCUAAUGAAGAAGACACCACGAAAUUACCGGUGAAAAAGGUUCACACCGACCCUCAAGGGUCUAAUAAUAACGAAGAUGCAAGUGUAUACUUUAUCGGUACAGCAACAACGAUAAUCGAGUGGCAAGGACUUCGAAUCCUUACUGACCCCAACUUCUUACAUGCUGGCGACCACGUGCAUUUGGGUCCAGGGGUGACCGCUCAGCGGAAGACAAACCCGGCGGUAGAUUUACAUGAGCUACCAGCAAUCGACUGUAUCCUACUGUCUCAUUACCAUGAGGAUCACUUUGACCAGCUCGUUGAAAAAUCGCUGAGCAGGACAUUCAAUAUUAUAACGACUCCACAUGCUAAGGAAUGCCUCUCAGGCGAGACCAAGGGAGAUCCGUUCCAGUCUGUGCACGAUCUAGGUUUCUUCGAGAGCAUGAUACUCCACAUUGACCGCAAAGACCCGUCUCACGCGGGUGGGUACGGCAAGGUACCAGUGAUUAAGGUAACGGGGAUGCCCGGGAAACACGUGCCUCCGGGACCGCUUGCUAUGGUCAAUGACCUCAUCAAAGCCGUGCCGCCAACGAACGGAUGGCUUAUCGAGCUUGGUUAUAGCUUUACGGCCCCUACCGGAGGCGACUCGGGCUCUAUCGACACGGGUUACCGCAUCUAUAUCUCGGGAGACACGUUAUUUGUAGAUGAACUAAAGGAAAUUCCGAAGCGGCUUAAGAACGAGAAGAUUGACCUCAUGUUGGUGCAUUUAGGCGGUACGACAAUUCCGAGCCCGUCAAUACCCCUUUUAAUGGUGACGAUGGAUGCCGAGCAAGGAUUGAAGUUGAUGCAGCUCAUGAACCCGGACGUGACCAUCCCAAUUCAUUACGAUGACUAUAAUGUCUUCUUGUCGCCUCUAUCGGAUUUUAAGAAGAAAGUUGACGAGGAAGGGUGGAAUAAGCGAGUUGUUUAUCUUGAUCGCGGGGAGCAGUACGAAUUCAAAGUCCCGGGAAACUGA